UUAUAAUUAGAGCGCGCGCAGCAGCACUGAUUGCACGCAGCGCGCGUAAAUUCACAGUGAAACGCUUGAAUCCAGUCAAUGCUUUAAUGAAGAGAGUGCAUCGAGAUGACUAACCAAUGCAACUACACCGUUGAGUCUGACAACACCGAGGGUCAAGAGAAGAAAGCUGUGGCGAAGAGAGGCGUUGUUUCAUCCAUCCUCUGUCGGAUUUCACAGUUUUGGCCAGUCAGUUUUACUAUGCGGGCUCUACGUGGUUUGUGGUGGUUGUUUGGGUUUUCUGCACCAGUGAAGGCCAUCUCUCCAUCAUCUGAAGAAAAACGAGGUUCCCCUAAAGAGCGACAGUGCAGAACGGUCCGAAAGCGUCUCCGCAGGGCUACCCGGCUGCUGUUGGCCAUCCUGCCCCGACGCAUCCAGAGUGCUCUGGGUUAUCCGGUCUGCACCAGCAUUGGCUGUGCUGUGUCCCCAGAGGUGCGCUGUUCUCCGACCAAACCCUGUGGCAAAGGCAGUAAGAGAAAGCAGGAUGACCUGGAUGAGGAAGAGGAGGUAGAGCAGCAGUCGUGGGUUGAAGCACUUACUCAAGAGCUGGCGGAGGAAGAUCAUGCAGUUGAUCCAGACUAUGAGCCCAGUGCGGUUGAGACGGACAGUGAGGAAUAUCGGUCACACAAUGACACCGAGAGUGAUUUGGAAAUCGAGAAGGGUGUCGUGGUGAUCAAAGACUUGGACACGGCUGUUUCUCCGGAGGCCUAAUGAUGGCAGUGUACACUAAGACUGUUGUGCAACAUCAAGGGAGUGUUGUGUUCAUUUUCAUUCUGUGCCAUUGCUAGUUGAAUCUCUUCCCAGUUUGCUUGUUUUUGUAUGUUCUAAUAUUAAACUACCAAAUAAAAGUAUUUGUUUAUAGUA
Misgurnus anguillicaudatus (oriental weatherfish) is the source of this 900-nucleotide messenger RNA. RefSeq names its product oogenesis-related gene (gene org). The record is from RefSeq and is a predicted model, not a curated record. Lineage: Eukaryota; Metazoa; Chordata; Actinopteri; Cypriniformes; Cobitidae.